This is a messenger RNA of Hippocampus comes (tiger tail seahorse), 1232 nucleotides long. RefSeq names its product beta-1,3-galactosyltransferase 2-like. Gene Ontology annotation, biological process: protein O-linked glycosylation. Lineage: Eukaryota; Metazoa; Chordata; Actinopteri; Syngnathiformes; Syngnathidae. The coding region runs from base 62 to 1054 and encodes 330 amino acids. The record is from RefSeq and is a predicted model, not a curated record. Gene Ontology annotation, cellular component: Golgi membrane. The transcript has a single exon. Gene Ontology annotation, molecular function: N-acetyl-beta-D-glucosaminide beta-(1,3)-galactosyltransferase activity.
GUUAUAGUGACGUUCAUAUUCAUUUCCGGGUUCGUCAAACGCGGACAAACAGUUUAAUAAUAUGCGAGUAGGGGACUUGUGGGCUAUGUGGGUGUGUUUCUUCCGUUCCUUGGUGAAGCUCCUCACUCUCACCAUUUUGGUCGCGAUAGUUCUGUCUGCUCUUCGAAAUGCAACUGUCAAGGAAGUUACGAAGCCAAGCCCCCUUCCUGCAGAAGAGUACAGGCUCCUCUCCCCCGAAACGUACUCCUAUAUUUUCAAUCAGCCUGACGCUUGUAAGAAGGGAAGUCCCUUCCUGGUGUUUAUGGUGCCAGUGGCACCUCUGGAUUCGUCGGCAAGGGAUGCCAUAAGAGAAACGUGGGGUGCUGCAGGUCAGUCCACCAUUACACUGUUUUACAUGGGGGUGCCUAAGGAAGGACAAGUGAAAAGCAUCCAGGACAAGCUGGAGGAGGAGAGCAAUAACUAUUCAGAUGUCAUCCAGAUGAACUUCUUGGACAGUUAUGAGAAUCUCACAAUCAAAAGCAUGAUGAUAAUGAACUGGCUGGCGACCUACUGCCCCAACGCCACCUAUGCCAUGAAGGUGGAUGCCGACAUAUUUGUGAAUGUAUUCUUUCUUGUCAGAUUACUGAGCAGCUCUCCCAGGAAUAAUUACAUUGCAGGAUCGGUGAUAUCCGAUGGCAAGCCAAGGAGAGACCGCAACAGCAAGUGGCACCUGUCAAAGCACCUGUACCCUGAGGACAACUUCCCUUCAUAUGUGUCAGGUGCUGGGUACGUCUUCUCAAUAGACAUGGCCGCCAAGGUGUCAUGGGCUUCCAGGUUCGUCCGAAGGAUCCCGAUAGAGGACGCCUACGUGGGAUUGUGUCUACACGUGCUUGGUGUACAGCCUGUCCCCUCGAGAAGCUGGCUGGUAUUCGGGAGGAACCUCUUUGAAAUCCGGAAUCUGGACUAUGACAGGUGCACUUUUGCCAGACUUGUUCUCGUCAAUGGCUUUCAGCCUUCUCGGUUGCGGCAAGUUUGGAAGGAUUUCUCACAAGGCUAUAAAAGCUGCCGAAUUUGAAUUAAGUGCUUCAGAGGUGGAUCUCUUCUCAGGUUUUGAAACAGCCAAGAGUUUAGAAGCAUAUGCAGAGACAGUAAAUAUGGCCUAUUUUUAUUGCCUCUGUUAAAAACACACUGUCUGCCUCACUUUAGAACCAUAUCCUUGCUGUCAGGCGGAAACUACCUGUUUCUCAUGAUGG